Molecule: messenger RNA, 897 nt
Organism: Labeo rohita (rohu)
Lineage: Eukaryota; Metazoa; Chordata; Actinopteri; Cypriniformes; Cyprinidae
Exons: 3
Coding region: 145-780 (211 amino acids)
Source: RefSeq, a predicted model, not a curated record
GAAAAAGAUUACUUUUUAAAACGAGAUAUUAAAUGAUUUUACCAGAACUACACUUACUAGUUGGAUAACUAACGUUACUCGUAAAUGACCUAAUCAAGCACGUCUAUAAAUGCAAGCUGAGUCUAAUUAACGCCAUAUUUCCCAAUGGCUGCAGGACGUGAUAGACCUGAGCUGACCAGGAGCUAUGAGGGCCAGUCACUGUUUGACUUUGACAGAGGCUUUUGUACAGACCGGAGUUUGUCUUUAUCAGCGGUUUCUGAUGAUAGCUUCCUGAGACCAAACAAAGGCAUUGUGCUGGAGUAUUUAGACCCCAACCCUGCUGUUGCACCAUGUCUGAACUACUCCACAAAUCUUUUAUCCCCUUUAGUUGUCCUCAACAACAUUCUCUCUCCAGGCAACACGCUGGGCACAGCGCUGAGAAGUCCAGUGGAAGGCAAGUCCUCCACACCCUACAAGAGAGUCAAGUUUCAAAAGCCCAUUCAGGCCAGCUCGCUGGACCAGUCCUGCGUUGAUCUGACAACUACACACCCCUCAUGGGAAGUGUCCCUUGUGAAGGCCAUAGUUGAGAGCCCAAAGUCAUGUUUGGAGUCUACAUGGAGUCCCAUUAACCUGUCGGCACCUCCUGAGGUCUCGAUGAUAUGGUCAGGAACGUCACCUCACCCGAAUGUUUCAGAGGAGCUUCAGCGCUCAUGGAAGGAAAUGGUUUGGCAGGGAUCUGGUCAGGUUCCUGCAAUCCCAAAUCUCAGAGAGGAACAGAACUCCUCUAACUUGGCCAUUUGAUAGACACCAUAUUUUAGGCUUCUUACUAGAGUGGGACCCAUGAUUUUGUAAAUGUAUUACUAUUAUAAAUGUAUUUAUAGAAUGUAUUUAAUCAAAAAAUAAAGCAUGUUGAAAUUA